Molecule: messenger RNA, 1206 nt
Organism: Trichomonas vaginalis G3
Lineage: Eukaryota; Parabasalia; Trichomonadida; Trichomonadidae
Product: dynein assembly factor 4, axonemal family
Exons: 1
Coding region: 1-1206 (401 amino acids)
Biological process (GO): inner dynein arm assembly; outer dynein arm assembly; cilium movement
Molecular function (GO): protein binding
Source: RefSeq, a predicted model, not a curated record
AUGACUUCUUUGCAUCCAGAUUAUACAAUCACAGAUCUUUCAGACAGAGUUGUGAUUAAAAUAGUUUUUAAAGGUCACUCAGCAUCAAAGUGUGAUAUUGUCGUUGCAGAUUUAUACGCAAAAUUCAAUUUAAGUCCAUAUUUUUUAAUUGUCAAUUUUCCUGAAUUUGUUUCAGUGACAAAUGUAAUUGCAUCAGCAAAAGGUCAAGAAUUAGUUGUUCAUAUUGGAAAAGUUGAACCUGAAAAAUGGAAAAAAUAUCCUUGGGAACUUCCUGGACCGGAAGAACUCAAAAAGAGACAAGAAGAAUCUUUAGAAAGACUUUUAGAAUACGAACGUAAGAAAGCAGCGCAAAAGAAACAAGAAGAAGAGGAAGAAAAGAAGAAAUCUUUACAAAAAUCAUGGGAUAUCGAAAAAGAGCAACGUAAAACUCUCGAAGAACGUAUUGAAGAAGAGAAAAAGUACGCUCAAGACUUACUUGCAGGCAAAUAUCUUCCUGAAGAUGAUAUUAAAGAACCAAACAUCAAUGAACAGCCACUUGCACCAACACGAAGUAAACAAGUUUGCGUUACAACACAUACACCUACAUUUAAGAACCUUGCAGCUCGCUACGAUGGUCCUUUGAGAAAAUUUAUUUCUCCACAAAAAGGAGAUAUGUCUCCCCAAUGGAUGAAAGACUCCGGAGAUACCUUCUUCAAGGAUGGCGCUUACACAUCUGCCGUCAAUGCUUAUACAAAAGCAAUUGAAGGUAGCGAUCGUCAGUUUUGCGCUGCAUUUUCAAACAGAGCUCUUGCAAGAAUGAAACUUGGAUAUUACGAAUUCGCUUUACAAGAUUGCAAUGAAGGAUUGGCUUUAAUUCACGAUCCAAUUGUCAGUCAAGAGAUUUGUAUCCUUAAAGUUAGGUUACUUUCUAGAAAGGUUUUCUGUCUUUUUAAACUUGGCAAAUUCUUAGAUGCUUUCCAGGCAAAUACAGAAAUAUUAAAGUAUAUUAAGAAAGAUGAGAAAGUUAAGAAGGAUCUAGAGCAGAUUGCACUUCUUGCUGGUGAUAAAAUCAAGGGUUUGAAGCCUGAUCUUCCUCAUGGAAACAUCGAGGAAAUGUCCAGGCUCAAAACAAUCAUAGAAGAUGGAAAGGAAGAGCCUAUCGAUUUACCAGAAGUAAAGAAGCCUGAAGAAAAGCCUGCUGAAGAGAAACAGGUUGAAUCAAAUUAA